AUGACGUCUGUUUUUAAAUCGACUCAGCUGCCUAUUUUAAUUUUAUGCAAGGUUUUUGGUUUAAUUAACCUAUCAUAUACAUUUGAAUCUACUGGAUUAUUGGUCCAAAAUAAUACUAACACAACACAAUAUGCAUUGCUUGAAAUAAUUCGCAUGUGCGUGUUGAUAAUGUUUACAUACAUAGUUUAUUGUAGAGGAUUUUAUUAUAUAGUAUAUUUCCGUUUAGUUAAAUUUUGGAUUGUCAUUAUUGCAUCAAGAAUAUCUGAAUUAUGGAUAAUAAAGUUGAUCAAUGGAAUUAUAGAGUUUGAUCAAAAACUAGCUCUCCUUUCAACUGCAUUCAUGGUUCGUCGUCGUUCACUAAGUAAAAAGAGAUGGAUUAUUAUUGCGAUUUCGUUAUUUUUAUAUCUUGUAGGAUACGAAGUGUGUGCUUUAAACUUAUGGCAUCUGAAGACUUUAGACAUUACUACUAUACCAGUGUUAUUUUUUAGUAUGCCAUAUAUAACAGACUUUGUGGUUAUUAUCACAGUUAGCUUUUAUCUCAAUAACUUAAACUAUAGAUUUCAAACAUUAAAUGAUUUCUGGAAAUGUCUUCCUAGUGGAUUAAUCCCUACUCGAGGUGAAUGGACUCAACCCGAAAUAGUUAUGUUGGUAGAAAGCAUUAGAUUAUUACACGCUAAACUAUCUGAAAUAUUGAAAAUUUUUAAUCUGAGUUAUGGUUUAUUACUGUUAGGUUUCUUUGUAUGCAGCUUCAUUGAUUUUAUCUACAUAUUUUAUUUGAUGAUUUAUCAUGAGCUAGCAUCACCAAAAGUCAGUUUUACCCAAAAUAUUAUAAAAUAUUUGCCACUUCAUAUGUUUACCUUUCAAAUAAUAGUUUUUAUGAUGUCGAUCAUUGUUGCUGUUUCGUGGAUAAAAGAAGAGAAAAAUAGAAUUAUAUCAUAUUUACGUUUGUGUCGGAUUUCAAAAUUACCAGUCGACACAAAACUACAAGUUAAAAUGUUUUUGAAUCAAAUAACAAUUUCGGACUUUGAUGAAAUAACAGCAUUUGGAUUUUUCAAUAUCAAUUUGAAUUUAGUCAUAGCAAUUCUCAUAUUGCUAAUAACCGGAUUAGCGUCAUUAAUACAAAUGAGAAACCAUCCAAUUAUUCUUACAAUGGUCAAUAAUACUCUAUCAUUCUACAAAAUUUGGGUACUUAAUUAA
Messenger RNA from Macrosiphum euphorbiae (potato aphid), 1197 nucleotides. The record is from the annotation of a GenBank genome assembly. NCBI's taxonomy places the organism in Eukaryota, Metazoa, Arthropoda, Insecta, Hemiptera, Aphididae.